Molecule: messenger RNA, 1398 nt
Organism: Angiostrongylus costaricensis
Lineage: Eukaryota; Metazoa; Nematoda; Chromadorea; Rhabditida; Metastrongylidae
Source: the annotation of a GenBank genome assembly
AUGGAUAUGGUUGGCUAUUUUGAAAAGGCGGAACAAACUGCUGUGGACCAUUGUCGUACCUUCACAGCUGGCGACACCCAUACAGAAGUGCCCAUUGAGGGAAAUCGCCAAUCGACUUUGCGAGGAACUGGAGAACUUCUUGAUAGAGAUAAAAUGGCAAGUCACGGUGUCGAGAUCAAAUGUCGUCGCGGACGACCUCCUAAAGCAAAACAACAAUCGGAAGUGCAAGAGCGAAUUCAAAACGAGGAAGCAUUGCGAGGUCCUUUGCCCUCCAUUGCUGGUGUUAAACGAAAGUCACCGAAGGUUAGAUACACUCACAGUGUGGAAUUUUUGGCUAAGCAGGAACGAAGACGUGUAGAACGAGAAGCGCUGAAGGAAAGAAAUCGAGAGUUGAGGAAGGCUUGCAAAGAUGCGAAACGAAGGAAGAAGUUGGAGGAGAAGGAACGGAAGAAAAUGGAAAAAUUAAAGCGAAAGGAAAUGAAGGAGAUGUUACGACAGCAGAGAAGGGAAAUGCAUAAGGCGAAGAAAUUUGUUGCGAAACAAGCAUCGCUCGAAAAUAUGGAAAAAGUUCAAUUACCUAUUUUGGAUGAAAUUCAGUCACAUCGAAAUGGAGUUGUAGCGUACUUUGUUGUGGAACAUAAUGAGGCGGCAACACAAGGUAUUCUUUACGCACAGCUCGCAGAUACUUCCUUUUCUACACUUCCAGAAGAGAUGUAUUUUGUACAAACGGAAAUAUUGAAUGUGAUUGGUCACAUUGUUAAGCAAUCGGAAAGAAACCGCUCUGCAAUGUUCAACACAGUUUUCGAUGCUCGCUUCAUAUCCGCGACAGACCAUUGGCCUUCAUUUUUCUAUGCUGUUGUGCUAAUGCGUGAGUCAGCAUCUCUCCAUGACCUUUGGGUCAACUAUAAUAAAUCACCAAUAGGAAGUGAUGAAAAGAAGGCGUGGAGUUUGGGGACAGUUGGUCGUCUUGCGUCAGACAUCCUCGAAGUGGUAGUAAGCACAGAACUGAAGGACAUAGCUCUGUCUGGCGACUCAAUAUCGCAUAGUCACUGGCUUGGUACUGCAGAGUACGCACCAUUAUGUUGGCACCGAAAGGGAAAUAGAAGUGUUAUGGGUGUGGCCGAUUGUGCAGAAGUCCUACUAUACAUAGUACUCGAUAUGACCGGAUUCCUAACGUGGAGAGGGCUUCAUAAGGAUCUCGUACCAUUUGUCAAAUUACUAAUGAGGGCCGAAUCGCUGAGGUACAAGCUUGAAAUGGAAAAGGCUGAAUAUGAAUCUUGGAUGAUACGUAGAGAGUUCGCACAGCGAAUUGCUGCACAGACCAAACGAGAACAAGCUACUGCUAUAAUGCGAGUGCAUGAUCUCAAUGAAGGUGGAACUGGAAAUACCUCAAACUAA